AUGUCUUCUUACGGCGGCGGCGGCUACAGCUCUCGUGGUGGAGGCGGCGGAUACUCUGGCGGCUACGACCGUAACGGCGGCGGCGGUGGUGGUUAUUCCGGCUCCAAUGGCUAUUCUGGCGGCGGCGGCGGCUACGGCGGUGGAGGCUACGGUGGUGGCGGUGGUGGAUAUGGCGGUGGAGGUGGUGGAUAUGGCGGCGGCUACGGCGGUGGCGGUGGUGAUCGCAUGUCCAACCUCGGUGCUGGCCUGCAAAAGCAGAACUGGGACUUGGACACGCUUCCGAAGUUCGAGAAAUCGUUCUACCAGGAGCACCCCAACGUUGCCGCCCGGUCGCAGGCUGAAGUCGACAAGUUCCGUCGCGACCACGCUAUGACCGUCGCUGGCAACAAUGUCCCAAGCCCCGUCGAGACGUUCGAUGAGGCUGGUUUCCCCCGCUAUGUCAUGGACGAGGUCAAGGCCCAGGGUUUCCCCGCGCCGACCGCCAUUCAGUCCCAGGGAUGGCCUAUGGCGCUCUCCGGACGCGACGUCGUUGGUAUCGCCGAGACCGGUUCUGGCAAGACCCUGACUUACUGCCUUCCGGCCAUCGUUCACAUCAACGCCCAGCCUCUCCUCGCCCCUGGUGACGGCCCUAUCGUUUUGGUCCUUGCCCCUACCCGUGAACUGGCUGUCCAGAUUCAGCAAGAAAUCACCAAGUUUGGCAAGUCCUCGAGAAUUCGCAACACCUGCGUCUACGGCGGCGUCCCGAAGGGCCCUCAAACCCGGGACCUUUCUCGCGGUGUUGAGGUGUGCAUUGCCACGCCGGGCCGUCUGAUUGAUAUGCUGGAGUCGGGCAGGACUAACCUCCGUCGUGUCACUUACCUCGUUCUCGAUGAGGCCGACCGCAUGCUUGACAUGGGUUUUGAGCCCCAAAUUCGCAAGAUCAUUGGACAGAUUCGGCCCGACCGUCAAACCUGCAUGUGGUCCGCUACUUGGCCUAAGGAAGUCCGCGCUUUGGCCAGCGACUUCCUGACUGAUUUCAUUCAGGUUAACAUUGGCUCCAUGGACCUGGCUGCCAACCACCGCAUCACCCAAGUUGUGGAGGUUGUGAAUGAGAGCGAGAAGCGCGACAAGAUGAUCAAGCACCUUGAGAAGAUCAUGGAGGACAAGGAGAGCCAGAACAAGAUCCUCAUCUUCACAGGUACCAAGCGUGUGGCUGAUGAGAUCACCCGCUUCCUUCGCCAGGACGGCUGGCCGGCACUUUCAAUCCACGGAGACAAGCAACAAAACGAGCGCGAUUGGGUCUUGGAUCAGUUCAAAACUGGAAAGAGCCCCAUCAUGGUUGCCACCGACGUUGCGUCUCGCGGUAUCGAUGUGCGCAACAUUACCCAUGUGCUCAACUAUGACUACCCCAACAACUCGGAGGAUUACAUCCAUCGUAUUGGUAGAACUGGCCGUGCCGGCGCUAAAGGCACAGCCAUUACGUUCUUCACCACUGACAAUUCAAAGCAGGCUCGCGACCUCGUGGGUGUUCUCCAAGAGGCCAAGCAGCAUAUUGAUCCUCGUCUCGCCGAAAUGGUUCGGUACGGCGGUGGUGGUGGCAACAGCCGGUAUGGCGGUUAUCGUGGCCGCGGCGGUGGUGGAUUCCGUGGCGGACGUUCUCAAGGCGCUAAUGGGCCUAACGCCAUGCCCAUGGGCAACCGUCGGUGGUAG
Molecule: messenger RNA, 1689 nt
Organism: Chaetomium globosum CBS 148.51
Lineage: Eukaryota; Fungi; Ascomycota; Sordariomycetes; Sordariales; Chaetomiaceae
Exons: 6
Coding region: 1-1689 (562 amino acids)
Biological process (GO): rRNA processing
Cellular component (GO): cytoplasm; ribonucleoprotein complex; nucleus
Molecular function (GO): RNA helicase activity; RNA binding; ATP binding
Source: RefSeq, a predicted model, not a curated record